UCCCAUUAUGAUUACACCAGAAUGAAGAUGUUAUCAUUACUAAGAGUCAUCAUUUUUACCGGCCUCCUGUUUGUAUACAAGGCAGUUGGGGAUCCUUCUUUUUGUCAGAUACAGGGAAAUCCUGAGUUUCCUGUAUUUUCAGAAGAAGGAGAUCUGAAUAUCGGAGGUCUUUUUUCUAUCCACAACAAUAUCACAGAAUCUUCACUUUUCUUUACAGAAAGACCAACAGCACUUAGUUGUACAAGUAUUUACCGUAGGGGGUUUCGAUUUGUUCAGACAAUGAUUUUUGCCAUUCAGGAAAUAAAUAAAAACAAGUUUCUUCUUCCCAAUAUUUCUAUUGGAUAUCGGAUUUAUGACAACUGUGCAUCCACGUUAUCAUCAAUGCGUGCCGUAAUGGCUCUGAUGAAUGGUGAUGAGUUGACAUUGGGAAAUAGCUGCUCUGGGCAAUCAGCUGUUCAUGCUAUUAUUGGAGAGUCUGAAUCUUCUUCAACUAUUGUACUUUCUCGCACCAGCGGACCAUUUCAAAUUCCAGUGAUAAGCCAUUCAGCCACCUGUGAGUGUUUGAGCAAUAGAAAGGAGUACCCCUCAUUUUUUCGAACGAUUGCAAGUGAUCUCUAUCAAAGCCGUGCCCUAGCACAGCUGGUCAAAAACUUUGGCUGGACCUGGGUUGGAGCAGUAAACAGUGACAGUGAUUAUGGCAACAAUGGGAUGGCCAUCUUUCUCUCUGCAGCACAAGAGGAAGGGGUUUGUGUGGAAUAUACAGAAAAAUUUGACAGGACAGAGCCAAGAAAGCUCUUAAAAGUAGUAGAAGUCAUAAGAAAAAGCACUGCUCGGGUAAUUGUUGGAUUCCUUGCUCAUAUAGAGAUGAAAUAUUUGCUAGAGCAGUUGAGUCUUCAUAAUAUCACGGGGUGGCAGUUUAUUGGGGUGGAUGCUUGGAUCACUGCCGACAGCCUUGUGACUCCCACCAGCUAUAAAGUGCUUGGAGGUGCAUUAGGUUUUGCUAUACAAAAGGCAAACAUCAGCGGGUUGGAAGAAUUCCUUGUCAGAGGCUUUUGGGAAACAGGUUUUCCUUGUAAUCAAAAAAAUAACAAGGCAAGUCUGACAAAAUGCAAAGAAAACAAGGAUAUCAUGGAGCUCAGAGAUAAUCAGGAUGAUGUGACAAAGUUGAGAUACACAACUAAUAUCUACAAAGCUAUAUAUGCCGUAGCACAUUCUCUACACAGCAUCUUAAAUUGUUCAGAAGGUCAAGGGUGUAAUAAGACUGUGGAGGUCAAGCCAUGGGAGGUAGUAGAGGCUUUGAAGGAUGUCAACUUCACCAUUAAGAAUGGGGACAAAGUGUGGUUUGAUAACACUGGAGCUGCUGUUGCCAGGUAUGAAGUGCUGAACUGGCAGCAAGGAGAAAAUAACUCUGUUCAUUUCAAAUCUGUUGGCUACUAUGAUGCUUCACUACCCCCUGGUAAGAGGUUUGUUCUUAACGAAGAAGCAAUUAUGUGGCCGGGGGAAUCAAAGAAGGUAAAGGCCUUUACUGACGAUAAAAUCUGA
Cyprinodon tularosa is the source of this 1542-nucleotide messenger RNA. RefSeq names its product extracellular calcium-sensing receptor. Gene Ontology annotation, molecular function: G protein-coupled receptor activity. The record is from RefSeq and is a predicted model, not a curated record. The transcript is spliced from 4 exons. NCBI's taxonomy places the organism in Eukaryota, Metazoa, Chordata, Actinopteri, Cyprinodontiformes, Cyprinodontidae. Gene Ontology annotation, cellular component: membrane. The coding region runs from base 22 to 1542 and encodes 506 amino acids. Gene Ontology annotation, biological process: G protein-coupled receptor signaling pathway.